AUGUCCGAACGAAAGAGAAUUUACUAUACCUACAAAACGAUCGAGGCGUGGGAGCAGCAUGAUGCAGCGGUCAGAAAGAUCAUUCAAGACGACACUGGAACUGACGUCUGGGUCUGCAACCGAGCUCUUCCUCCAACCUGCUAUCCCCCCCCGGUCACCACCGAUGCGAUCGACAAGAUUAAGAAACUCGAUGAAGAUAUCGUUGUUGGGGAAAUUGACGCGGACUGA
Aspergillus melleus is the source of this 228-nucleotide messenger RNA. RefSeq lists its product as uncharacterized. The transcript is spliced from 4 exons. The record is from RefSeq and is a predicted model, not a curated record. NCBI's taxonomy places the organism in Eukaryota, Fungi, Ascomycota, Eurotiomycetes, Eurotiales, Aspergillaceae. The coding region runs from base 1 to 228 and encodes 75 amino acids.